AUGGCCUUCAGUGAUUUAUGUCACUUAAGUAAUGCGUACAAAACCGUCGAAAAUGAAACAGAUCAGUCGGAACGCAUUAUGGAAGAAAAUACGAUCGUCCGUGAUCUCAUCACAAAAAUUCUCGAUGAGACCGGACCAUCAGAAGGGUGCAGCCCUACACAACCACCGGAAAAACCAGUAAACAGUAUACAACCGAGCCCUCAAUAUCCUAAAAAUGAGGGCAACUCAUUCAUACCACCGUCAUACAACUCAUACCAGAACAACCAGCUAUUCAACUUCAACCAAUCCGACCAAAACGGAUUCAACUUCAACCUGCAAAACGGUUUCGGUAACAAUAACGGUUUUGUCAACUACGAUAAUGACGUGAGUGCGUUACUCGGGAUUGAUCCCGUUGCAGAUGCGUCGACCGAAACCGUGACACCAGAACAAUUAAACCUUCUAAGGUUAGCCGCACAAGAAAUUGGCGGUGCACAGUUCUCAACACCGAACGAGAAAUUCAACAACUACAAUUUCUUCGAACCGAACCAAAGAAACUCUUUGCCUGAAGCCAAUAUGUUCUCAGUGAACAACUUCAGCCGACCAAACAGUUUAAAUCUUGAUAUGAACUUCAAUUCCAACUUCGAAGCCCCAUUUAAUAACACACAGAGGUUUCCUAAUAAUUUCAUGAAAGACCAGAAUCAGGAGACGGAAAUAUUGACGUAUUUGAAUCAAUUGAACAUGUCUUCGGACAGGCCUCGGGACGAAAAUGGAAUUAACAAUGUGGAUUUGAGGAUGCAAAUGGAUUUAAAUGGUCACUUUCCAAAUGAGGACUUCAGGCAAGAGGACCGAAACAAAAUGUUCUGCAAUAGAAACUUCCAGCAGAUGCCGCCAAACAGGAAUUUUGGGGAGAAUAAUUUCUACGACAUGAUGGCUCAGAUGAACGAUAGGAGUCCUAUGGGUCAGAACUUUGAUUUUUCGAACCAAUCGACGCCAGUGUCGGCAGCUAACUCGAUGAAUUUCAACCGACCGAAUGGGUUUAACCAGAACGAUAUGAUGCAGAGACGUGAUAUGAAUCCCAUGAUGCCAAGGGACAAUUUCCAGGGGAAUGGCAAUAUGAAUGAGAGGAACAACUUCGAGAAUAUGGGUCGUGAGAAUAUGCAGCAGGCAGCUAUGAUGAGACAGAACCAGGAGUUGGCUCGUCAAAUGAGCAUUUUAAUGCGCAAUAGACCACCUCCCAGUCAGUUGAAUGUUGAUGUGUCGUUUUUGCACGAGAAUAACCCCUUUAACCUUGGUCUAGGCGCCCUAUUAGGCCCCAGUCCACCGGUCCCACCGCCAGUGUUGCCAUCGCCGAUGCUAGAUCUACCUCUAUUGGCACCCUUCUACGCAAUGAGGAAUAUGAGAAGCGCAGCAACAUCCUCAGGCAUCCUCCAUGCUCGUCUAGACGCUUGCUACGAACAAUGGCGUCAACUUGAACGGGAACGUAAGCGUACUGAAGCAAGGCUGGCCCUGGCAUACCCUGGUAGGGCUGUGUCCUCGUCCAACUCAAUACCAGUGCCACGACUGCCACCCUGCCCCACCAGGGUAGAUCGACUCACUGUUGAUAUGCUCAGGGAGCAUACUAAGGUAUUAACACUAAUGGGAAAAAUGGAAACGCUUCGCGCGAGUGUCUGCGUGGCUCAGAACAAGAAACCCAAUAAACCAGAGGAAAACAAGAUCACAGUACUGAAGCGGGGACAGGAAGUGAAUGAGAAAGAGAAAGAGGGAGUCGGAGUCGGAGUCGAUCCUGCCACCUUCGACCCUAGCACUUGGAGGGAGGAUAUUAAUCAUUUGUCAGAGAUCGCCCCCCACAGUGAGGUAGAGAGCGCGAUGUUAGCGUGGCGCAGUGCAGUGGGCGCUGUACAGGCCGCGAGACGACGGGAACUAGCGCCUCAUCGGGCUCCGAGACCUGAUCCGAUCCUGCAGCUGUCGGAGGCGGUGAAGGCGCUGAGUGAGUGCGCGCGGCGCGCCCGCUGCGCCAUGUGGUGCGACCUCACGCUCACGGUCGCACUCGCGCCGCACAACAACGACCGCGUCGCCGUGGACACAGCGUCCCCAGUAUCUCCUCAGACCCCGGCAGCCAAGUCCCCCGCGGGAGCAGAGAGUACUACCACCACUACAGCUACUCCUGCUGCACCUGCCACCCAGCCUGCAGAGGAAAAACCACCCGCCGAAGCGCAACAAACAAAAACUGAAACCAAAAACGAAGCGAAACCCGCUGCAAAACAGACUGAAAACAAAGAGAAAAAUCAACAACGACGCACACAGAAUUAUAGAAAAGUGAACCAACGUAGCGACUUCUAUCAGAAGAACCAAAGGUAUGAUACGAGAUUUAUGCAUAACCGACAUCCCUAUCACUACCUCGCGACCGGACCUAUCAACUAA
This is a messenger RNA of Spodoptera littoralis (African cotton leafworm), 2400 nucleotides long. The record is from the annotation of a GenBank genome assembly. Lineage: Eukaryota; Metazoa; Arthropoda; Insecta; Lepidoptera; Noctuidae.